UACUAUGACGUCAGCUGGCAUUCUCUUUGUUGACAAACCUUUUCGCUUUUUCAGAGCUAGCCAAAUCAAUUAUGUUAGCUGUGAUCAACUAAUUGACGACUUAGUUUUGCUAUCAAUUUUUUAAUCAUCCAUUUUAAUCUUACUAUGUAUCUUCAAUAAUUGAUUUUUAAUGGUUUUUGUCGACAUGUUUUUAUGGUUCCCCUUGUUCGAUUUAAAUACCGUGUAUCCUUACUAGUUAAACAAUGAAUGACCUGAUUGCUAAUUCAAUUAAAAGGAAAAACUGCUUAAACUUGCAGUUAAUUUCAACUCUUGGUUUUUAUCUCAUCAUUUUAAUGCUCAAAGAUCUUCCUGCUGCUUCAGGGCACAUUGGUCAACCUUGUUUACCUUUAGGAAUUUGUUGGCCUCUCAAUAUUCAUAUUUAUUGUGAUGAAAAUAGAACGUGUCGGUGUAGGCCUGAGACUCCAGUGGUAGUUGGUCCCCACGCGUGUAAACGGAAUAAAUCUCAUGGAGAUAAAUGUUCUUCGGAUCAAGAGUGCCUUUAUUCUGAUAAUAAUUCUUUUUGUGACAAUUCUCACUGUAAUUGUGUGUCCAACUAUACUUAUGAUCCAUUUUUAAUAAAAUGCGUGCAUGAGUCAGUGCAGCAACGGUCUAGCUUCAAUAUUUUUUACACCAUGUUAUCCUCAGCAGCUUUGUGGGUGAUACUGAUUUUAAUUACAUUGGUUAUCAGUAUACCUUGCUGCUUAGCAUUUUUGUAUCAUUGUUUUUGCUCAGAUAACACAAACGGCAGUGAUACACAGGAGUGUAGAGACACCAAUUCAAGAUUAAGAUACGCUGAAAGUGGAGGUACAGCUAGGCCUGCAAGCAGCAUCCGUUUUUCGUUGCGACAAGAAGACCUAGUAUCAAGACAAUCAUCUUAUGAAAUAACAUCUUAUGAUGAGCUACCACCUACUUAUGAAGAAGCCGUUAAAAACUACACAUAUUCUCCAACUGCUCCAACUACUACAACUGUUCAAACAAUGAAUAGUCAUAAUCAUGGAGACACCCUUGAUUGUCCUAAGAAUGAAUUAUCACAUUGACAAUGAAGCCUAUCUGUUCUGAACUGAAAACUCCUUUUUUCCAUAAUUUACUUUCCUUUCCUUAUACCAUCCAUCCCUCCCAUCUUCAUUAAUUUUUCCACUUUCCUUGUUUUUAAAGAAUCUUUGCAAUACUAUUCUAUGAAACAUGAUCAUGCAAUGGUUUUGUUAAUCUAUCUGGAGAAAGGCCAAUGAUUCAAAACCAAUUGACUACAUCAUGUUCCAAGGAAGAUAUUUCAAUAUUCAACUAAUCUGUCAAUGAAGUAGGUUGCCUAACUUUCUUCCUCGUGUCAUUGCUUCCUGAUUUCUCUACUUUCCAAAUUCAAUCAGUACAGGCAUGCUUCUCAUGUAAACUUAACCAAUCUAAUGUGAAAAAGUAGUCAACGUAUUUUUAUACUUUUCAUAUUCUCAUUUGGAAUAAUGGUUUGAUUAGAAUGUUCUCAUCACCUAGUAUCUCGUUUUCUCGCCAUAUUUUACUUUUACAUUUACACAGUAAGCUCACUGUUUAUCUGCCCAUGUACUUUGUCUGACGGCAAAAGGAAAUCUUUCCAAAGUUAACGAUUUUUCAACAUUAAGAUUGAGUUCUUACUGCCUGAUUGUGUACUACUAAAGGUUAUUCAAUGCAAUCAUAUAAUUCAACUUUUAUCAUCGAAGGCGCAAAGGAAUCAAAAUGGUUCUUGUAAAAAGAUGAAAAUCAUCACCAAAAACUCCUCUCAUCUUUGAUCUUGUAUUUAAAUAUUCAUUUCAUCUAAAUUGUAAAUUUCAAUAUUAUCCUUCAUCUCUUUUCUUCGCUCUUUGACCUUUGCCUUCAAUAAAAAAGUCAUGUUAAUUCAUACAUAA
Tetranychus urticae (two-spotted spider mite) is the source of this 1913-nucleotide messenger RNA. RefSeq lists its product as uncharacterized. The record is from RefSeq and is a predicted model, not a curated record. NCBI's taxonomy places the organism in Eukaryota, Metazoa, Arthropoda, Arachnida, Trombidiformes, Tetranychidae.